Molecule: messenger RNA, 1666 nt
Organism: Pseudoliparis swirei
Lineage: Eukaryota; Metazoa; Chordata; Actinopteri; Perciformes; Liparidae
Gene: rpp30
Product: ribonuclease P/MRP 30 subunit
Exons: 11
Coding region: 56-970 (304 amino acids)
Biological process (GO): tRNA processing
Cellular component (GO): nucleolar ribonuclease P complex
Molecular function (GO): RNA binding
Source: RefSeq, a predicted model, not a curated record
AUGAGCUCUUGGUUCAGAUAUAUCGUCUGAAACAUAUCUACGAAUAUAAGAUGGAAUGAUAUAUCUCUUAUAUAGAAACGCCUCUUCACAGGACUCCAUCUCCCAGCAGGCCGUGCGGCUCCACGUGACGCAGCCCUCCAGCAGCAGCAUGGCCGCGUUCAUGGACCUCAACGUGAGCUUCUCGGCCGAGAAGAGCCGCAUGAAGAGUCUCAUCGAAGCAGCCGCUCACCUCGGGUUCUCUACGGUCGCCAUCAACUACGUGUUUGAACCCACCGCCAAAAAGAAACUGGAGAUUCCAAAACCAACGCCGGUCCAAGAGCUGAUGGGUCCGCUGCCCGUCGUGCAGGGUCGGUCUCGUCCAAUCAGAGUGCUGAACAGACUGACAGUAGUGAUGUCAGACGCCUCCCACUUUAGGCCUAACGCUACAGAGUAUCGUGGUUUCGACCUCCUCGCCGUCCAGCCUACAACAGAGAAACUCUUCCAUGCCGCCUGUCUUCUCUAUGAUGUCGACAUCAUUUGUAUCUCAGUAACUGAGAAACUUCCGUUCUUCUUCAAGAGAGCGCCGGUCAACGGGGCCAUCGACAGAGGGGUGGUGUUCGAGGUCUCCUACUCUGCAGCCAUCAGAGACUCCACCAGGAGGCGCUACACCAUCGCCAACGCCGUCUCUCUGAUGGAGAGCUGUAAGGGGAAGAAUGUGAUCCUGUCCAGUGCAGCUGAGAAGCCUCUGGAGCUCAGGGGGCCUUAUGACAUCACCAACUUGUUACUACUGCUGCUACUACUCUCUGGACGAAUAGUACUAGCAUUGAGGCUCAUGACGACAUGUUGUCCACUGUCAGAAAGCAGGAAGUCAGCCAGCGGCAUCAUCUACACUAUGAAGACCUGCAGUGAGUCCUCCAGCCAGCAGGGGGCUCCAGCUGCUGACUGUGAAGCUCCUGCAGCCAAGAGAGUCAAGCCUCACCUGCCUCAGUGAUAGGCAACUGAGGAGGGCGGGGCUUCUGGAUGGAGACAAGACUGAUUUUUGUUUUUUAUUUUUAUAAACUGUUGAUGAAUCGAUAACAAUUUCUCAUUGAAACUCCAGAAACAUCGAUUGUAUUUUUAUUUCAUAAAUAGUAACUUCUUUUUUAUUAAUGUGUCACCUGAGAUAAGUUUUAAAUUUAUUGUAUGUUGGAAACACAGUAUAAUAAGAUCAAUAACAUCUCAUCUGUGUGAAGGCGAAGGCUCUGAAUAUUAAAUACAGCAUCUUUAAGUCAGACGCUGAAACUCGUAGUUUUAUUCAUUAAAGAAAACGGACAACUGUUUAAUUAGAAUGUUUUCUUUUUAAAUCAGCCUGCAGUCUGCUUGGUCAACCCCAAAGCAGGAAAUGAUGUCAUUAAAAAUAGAGCUCGACAGGAAGCUGCCUUUACAUUCAGUCACAUUCAUGAAAACCUGCUUCACAAUUCAAAAAUGUCUCUAAAAAUAUAAAUGUACAAUCAGGAAGAUUUCAGACUUUUGGAAGAAUACAUUAAUAUAAUUUAUUUCCCUUUAAUGAAUGCCAACUCCCUUUGAAGAGAAACAUUUCAAAACCCUUAGACCAGAACUCUAAAGAGACUUCUGGUCUCCGAUAUCACAAACAAUAUUCAUAAAUCCAUCACUGAUCCCAAAACUACAUCAAGAAUACAAGAAACUA